Messenger RNA from Neoarius graeffei (lesser salmon catfish), 2842 nucleotides. RefSeq names its product TATA box binding protein (TBP)-associated factor, RNA polymerase I, A (gene taf1a). The record is from RefSeq and is a predicted model, not a curated record. The coding region runs from base 1476 to 2495 and encodes 339 amino acids. Gene Ontology annotation, biological process: transcription by RNA polymerase I. Lineage: Eukaryota; Metazoa; Chordata; Actinopteri; Siluriformes; Ariidae. The transcript has 11 exons. Gene Ontology annotation, cellular component: RNA polymerase I transcription regulator complex.
GACUACCGUUGUGGUCCGGACCACGCCGUUUUCAGGUGUGGUCCGGACCACCAAGUUCAGAAGACAAAUAAAUUUUAAAUUUUCAGCUACUUCUUCCCCUAAUUUAGAAUGAAUUCUUUCCUUUGCCCUUUCUUCUGUUGCUUUGUAGUCUCUAGUACAUUUUUUCUUAUUCCUUAGAAGCUGUUCAUAACCACCCUGAGACAUAAUGACGAAAGUUGGUAAAAUUAUUUUUCACUUCCCUCGUGGCAGCUCCCGCUUUUUUACAUGCGUUAGAACUGGUAUCUUUUAUUGCGCGUGUGUUUUACGCAUGCAUUUCUCUUCCGGUUUGAGAAAAAAUAACAAAUGAUGUACGACUUUGUAAAAAAACUCGUAUUAAAUGACAAACACAGUAUGAUUUUGGUAAGUUUUUAUUUAUAUCGUAAUAUAAUACAGCAUACGGUGAACCGGACCACAAUCCAGGAAAAAUAAUUAAUUAAUGCCCUCGUUUUGUAUGGAAAAUACGGUGAUCCGGACCACCGCGUACCGCGUCAUAUAUAUAUAUAUAUAUAAUUUACCAGCUUAAGGUCGGUCCAUAUCGUGAAAUACCGUGACCUCGGCCUUGAAAAUACUGACCUCGGCCUAGGGGCCUCGGUCAGUAUUUUCAAGACCUCGGUCGCUGGAACUUUUUUUUUUAAAAUACACACACACACGCGCACACACACUUUGUGUCAUGAGGGCUCCAUAGUUUACUACUUUUCACUUUUAAAAAAACUGACAAAAAGAGAGGAAAAAUGUAUGAAGAAAACCUGCAUACAUGGACUUAAACUGUAAAAUAAAUUUAUACUCAGAUAUUGGGCCCGUUGUUAGUCGGAUGUUAAUAUUCUAGUUAUAUGUUUAUUGGAGCAAUACAGAUUUUUAUUUCCACCUCCAGAAUAUAUUGGGUUUAAGUUGAUAUUAUUUAUAGGCUUUGUCAAAGUUGAGGUUUAGUUCAAGGCAUCUGUCUAUUAAUGAUGGAACAUUUUAUUACUGAAGCCAUCCAACAGUCUGUUAAUGAUGUCUGUAAUAUGGCCAUAAAGGCAAAGUUUAAAGUGGGUCACAGAAGUGAGCAGUGAGUAGCUGCAGAUGUGGGCGGUGUAGUCACCGAGUGCCAAAAUGAGUCACUGACUGGGAAAUAAAAUCCUGUAGUGUGCACCUAACGUUAGUGGGUAUUCACUACAGCAGUCCAGUAGUUUUGCAGUGCUUUGUCUUUUGGAAAUUGACAUAUAUUUUAAUUUUCCUAAAGCAGGUUUGUUCCUGUCCUGAAGGAACAGCCAACAACUGAACAGCAUGAUCCUAAUUUUAAUCUGUGACUGGAGAAUUGGCAGCAUAACGAAAGUGGAUUUCGUAAAAGCACAAGAUCAUGUCUUCAUGCCAUUCGAGAUGCCGUUCUGCGUCAUUGCUGGAAAGAGGCUGCACAAUAUUUAGGAGCUUACACUCAGACACUGGAAGACACCUCAAUGAGCAAGCAGUCAGUAGCUUGUGAGAUUAUUUGGAGACUCGGCACUGAGGUCCUCCGGCAUCAUCCAAGCAAAGAGUUGGAAAACUUGAAUGCUUUGUAUGAGCGUAUGAAAAGCACUGGAGUGAAAAAUUAUGCUAAGAUCUGUUUGGAACACACUUUCCACCUUCUGUUGAAUGGCCAUAUUCACCAAGCCAAACAGCAGCUGUCCGUUGCAAUGAGCUGGAGGUAUGGCAAGCAGUCUGCAAGUCAGUCCCUGGAGUUAAAACUCAUCCACGCGUACUGCGGCUUUCUGGAUUAUUUGAUCUGGUCUACAAAGCGGGCGUCCACAUCUGAUGCAGAGGUUUGCGGAAAUAACGUUGACAUGCACAGCUACUUCAAACAAGCCUCUGUGACCCUGCAGGAAAUCAUCAAACAGCCAGGAGUGUGGGACCCUUUUGUAUGCAGUUGCAUUGAUAUGCUAGAAUUCUACAAUGAUGAUGAAGAAGCUCUACAGUUACUGCAAAACUAUGCCUAUGGCAAAGAUUAUCCAUCAAACCCCAAUGCUCAUAUUUACUUGUACAAACAUCAGAAAAAACAUAAAGCUUCACCAGCCCAACUUAUUAGGACUCUAAAGGUGCUGCACUCAUUGGUUCCUAGUCAUGAGUUGAUGCUGGAAUAUUGCACUCUGUUGAGGAACUUGGGAGAGAAGAAAAAUCUACAGCACGCUCUUAGUGUUGCUAUGAAUCUUCUAGAAUACACCUGCUGGAAGACUGAUGUAAACGCAUGGACCUGUCUGCUAGAGAUUCUCAAGUGCCUCAAAAAAAGCGAUCUUUGGAAUCUCAUAAAAGAAGAGUGGGGAAGAAGAAGAGACCUCUGGUUGAAAAUGCAUUAUAAAACCUUCCACGGCAGGAUGGAUCUGAAAAAGAACACAAAACUCAUUUAUGUCAAAAUCAAAGUCCUUCAACUCUUUGGCGUAUAUAACAGCCGUUACAAUGUGAUAUACUAUCAAGAAAAGAAGAAGAAAAGGACUCAAGCAUAGCACACAUUGUUUUGAAGGAACAACAGAAAAGUGCAGGUUGCUGUCCUUCUGAAAAAUUGUCCUGCAGUCAGUUUUUUGACUCCUGGGUCUCUGCUUCCUAUAAAUGAAGAUACAGUGAUUUUGCUCUGCAGCCAUCGAGUAUUGCUUGUGUUUCAUGGUAAAACCGAACACUGAGACUGUAAAAAGGUGAAACCAUGGAUAUUGACUUCGGAGUUGGGUGCCUUAUAUGGAAACACAUAUUACAUAUGAUCUAAACUUGUUCCAUUACAAAUUCAACCAUAAAGGUGUUUUAUAUUUGUAUGUUUGAUAUAGUUAAUAAAAUAUCAUUUGGACAUAUAAAACCACAA